Molecule: messenger RNA, 1961 nt
Organism: Asparagus officinalis (garden asparagus)
Lineage: Eukaryota; Viridiplantae; Streptophyta; Magnoliopsida; Asparagales; Asparagaceae
Exons: 5
Coding region: 1246-1905 (219 amino acids)
Source: RefSeq, a predicted model, not a curated record
AGCCAUGAUGUAUAAUGUUUGUGUUAAUAAACUUGUUAAUAUGCGUCUUAAUUUGCCCAAAUAUAUUUAAUUUUUAACUCUUUCUGAAUUAUAAUUUUCUUGUAGGGCUAAGAUAACACACUUGAGAAUUCCGGCCAAUUUGUGUUAUUUUCGAGAUUUAAUUGAUAAGCGAAUAAAAUUAGAUGAAAGACACCUAAAAGCCCUACAGACGACACCUUUUCACAGCUUUCUCAAUAUACCCACAUCCUUGAGCAAUGAGCAAAUAGCAAUUGAUUGCUUGAUUCAAAAUUUUAAUCCUGAUAAAUGCUCAUUCAUGAUUGGGAAUAAAAAUUGUGUGUUCGGUAUAGAUGAUAUUCACCGAAUUACCGGAUUGCCAAAGGAGGGAAUUCCGAUAAAAAUGAGUGGGGCAGCGGCUAAUACAAUCUACACCUAUUUUGUAAAGAAUUAUAAGAAAGCCGAUGAGGAAAAGAAGGCGGUGAUUUCGGGGAAGCGCGAUAGAAUGGCCGAGAUGAUUGUAGAUAUGAUUAAUGAAGACCCUAUAAUAUGUGUGAAACUUAUUGUGGCUUUCAUUAUCGGCUUCAUAUUAUGCCCGCGGACAUGUAAGACAUGUCCCUUGUGGGCGUUUAGAUAUGCGGAGCAGUUAUCAACUUUGCAUAAAUAUAAUUGGUGCCAUGCGGUGUUCACUCUUCUUUGCAAAGAGAUGAGUAAAUCAAAGAAGUCUCUUAGUAUGCGGGAAUUAGGUCAGCGCUCAAAUGCCGGGUACAUGGGUGGUUUUUCCUCCGUUUUACUGGUGAGUUACAUGAACAUUAUUUUGUAUAUCUUUUCAUUUUGAUAAUGAUUAUUGUUUAUGCACAUGCUAAUGUGUAGUUUCUUUUUUGUAGGUUUGGUUUUAUGAAAAAGUAGGGGAAUUAGAGUACACUUCAGAUAUUGAAAGGUUACCGCCGCUCUUUUGUGUGAAGAGUACUGGAAAGUGGAGGAGGACUACUAUGAACAAAUUAUAUAGAGUCCCGAAGUUGGUUACGGAUAAUGGCCAAGAGAAUACUCCUCUUAUUCAUACGGCAUCGCCAAUAGUAUUUGAAUCAAGGAAAGCUGAAUUAAUUUUCUUAAUUGCGGAGAAGACGUACGAGUUGAAUGAGCUCACUACAGAAUUACGAGAAUUAGAAGAGCGUAGUGCUAGAUGCCAAAAAAAACCAAGGAGAAAGAGGAUGACGGAAAUGUAACUGAAGAAAAAAAAUCAAAGAGGAUAUGGAAGCUAAGGAAUAUGAGAAUUUGGAAGGAACUGGGGAAGCCGAUUUAUGUGAUGACUUUGUGAUGAGCGCAAGAGACAUGAGAAUUUUAGAAGAUGCUCGAGAUGUUUCUCAAAAAGAUGAAGGUGGUAAUGAGAAUAACAGAGAAACGCCAUCUAUCAAACGGGCUGUCGGAAAGAGGGAGAGGAAGGAUGGACCCUCUGUUACUUCACCUUAUAUGCCUCUAGAUCAACCAAAGGAAGGCACAAAGAAGAGACGUGUCAUCCAGAUAUUGGAUAGUCCUGAUGGGAAAAAAAAGUACAAAAAUGAAGAAGGCUUCAUACCUACAUCUAGAGACUAUCCAGGUAAGGCACUGGCGUUUGAUUAUGAGAACAAAUUAAUUGAAGACUUUCUACAAUCGAGAAUGAACAGUGAUACGUACAUUUGGAAGUGUGCCGAAGCAAGCGUAUCAUGCUUAGAUGCUUAUAUACUAUUAACGGGAGGUGAACUCAGUGACGAUGUGAUCGAUGCAUUUGUUAUUCGGCUUUGUAACAAGAUUGAAACAAAUAAUAGUUAUGAUCGAAAGAUACAUGUCACAAGACCUUGGCUUGCAGUAAGUAUAUCCUUGUUUUUUUCACUAAUUGGUGGAUAUUAUUAUUAUGUUAUCCCACAAUGUUGACAUUAUUGCAUCUUUUAGCAAGCAUUUCUAGAAGGAAAUCUUGAAAUGGUGGCAAA